Molecule: messenger RNA, 1062 nt
Organism: Penicillium argentinense
Lineage: Eukaryota; Fungi; Ascomycota; Eurotiomycetes; Eurotiales; Aspergillaceae
Exons: 7
Coding region: 1-1062 (353 amino acids)
Source: RefSeq, a predicted model, not a curated record
AUGUCGGUUACCGUCAAGACUGGUAACUCCCUGUUCUUGAUCAACUAUGCCACCCAGAUCUUGUGCUUCGUAGCUGUGACCGUCUUGUUGUGGCUGCGGCUCUUUGUUCGGUGGCGGUUGAAACGGGCUCUGGGCUUCGAUGAUGCGGCGUGUGUUUGUGGAUGGGUCACCUUUAUGGGGUUUUGCGCAAAUGCUUUAAUAUACGGAUUUAAAGGCGGUACCAGGCCAUAUCAAGAUUUAACCCAGGAUGAAUUUGAAGAAUGCAUGAAGGUGCGAAAAGAAGAAGUUGACGCCAACACCAAAUCCGUUGCUCACGCACAACAGGUAUCAUACGUGGCAACUGCUGUAUAUGCACCGGCAGCACUAUUUGUCAAGUCAAGUCUGAUCUAUGUCUUGAUCAGAGUCUUUCAGCCUUUCUACACGGCCUACUGGAGGGUAUCCGAAAAAGACCAUGCCACCUGUCUGAACCAGCCGGGAGUGAUCAUCGCAGAUUCAAUUAUUAGCUUCGUGACUGAUAUCGCUAUAUUCGCAUUCCCUGUCGCUCUGACAUGGUCUUUACAAAUGCCCAUCUGGAAGAAGAUACGUGUUAUAUUUCUACUUGGACUAGGAGGCAUCGCUGUUGCCUUCAGUCUAUACCGCCUGGUUCUUGGCGUGCGCGAGUCGAACAAUCCCAACGAAACCACUGUGUACAUGAAAUCUAUCCUGACAGCGAACGCGGAAAUUGGCCUGGGCCUUAUCUGUGCUUGUCUUCCUGCUCUGAACGUUCUCACGACGCAUACCCAGCAACGUACCCCUGAGGCGAGGAAAAUCUUCACCCGACGGAAGAAGAAUGCCCAGCCAUCGGACCGUAUAUUUGAGGGCGAUCAGUUUUCGCGGAGUCAGUUGAGUAGCUGUGCCCGUCGGGGAUCGACAGAUUCAGCUGGGCUCAUGGUGAGCCACCAAGCCUCGGGCUUCCCAGUGGGAGAUGGGAAUGAUACGAUAUUUAAGAUGGUUUCCUUAAACCAGCACUGGGAAAACGCUUCUCAGGGUGCGCAAAGAACCGACCGGACGGAAAUAAUAUAA